AUGGAGGAAGUAGCGCGAAAGCUUUUGGAAGAAGGAAUAAUUAAGAAAGUAGUUAGCCCUGGCAAAGGAGAUCUGCCCGAGUUUCCAAAUGGUACCAAGGUAGUUUUUCACUACCGCACCAGUCUGUGUGAUGGCACGCUGCUGGAUGACUCCCGGACCAUGGGGGUACGCAGUAAGCCCAUGGAACUUAUUCUGGGCAAAAAGUUCAAGCUGGCAGUGUGGGAGAGACUUGUCGUCACUAUGAGGCCUGGAGAGAUAGCUGAUUUUACCUGUGACACAAAGCACACAAGUCUUUACCCAUUGGUGGCUCAAUCCCUCCGCAACAUCAGUGUUGGUAAAGAUCCGCUAGAAGGACAAAGGCACUGCUGUGGUAUUGCACAGAUUCACUCUCACCACUCACUGGGCCACAAAGACCUGGACCAUCUUCAAGCGAACCCACAGCCUCUGCUAUUUUCAUUAGAACUUCUGGAGGUGCUGCCUCCAGGUAGCUUCCAGCUUGAUGUGUGGGCAAUGUCAGAUGAGGAGAAGUUGAGCUUUGUGCCUCAAAUCCAUGAGCAGGGAAAUCAACUGUUCAAAGAGGGGAAAACAGCCGAGGCAUCAGAAAAGUAUUACAAUGGCAUAGCCUGUCUGAAAAACCUACAAAUGAAGGAGCAACCAGGAGAUGGAGCCUGGGUUAAAUUGGAUUUGAUGAUCACUCCUCUGCUGUUGAAUUACUGUCAGUGCAAGUUGCAGCUGGGACAGUACUAUGAAGUCAUCGAACACUGCUCAUCCUUGCUCUUCAAAUAUGAAGAUAACGUCAAGGCCUUCUACAAGCGAGGAAAGGCUCAUGCUGCUGUAUGGAAUGAGCUGGAAGCUCGUGCAGACUUUGCUAAAGUUGUGCAGUUGGACCCCUCGUUGGGACCAUGUGUGGCAAAGGAGUUGCGUGCAAUGGAGGAACGGAUCCGAACGAAGGAGAAGGAAGAGAAGGGCAGAUAUAAAGGCCUAUUCAGUUCCACCACAGCGCCUGCUACUGCCACCACAGGAUAA
This is a messenger RNA of Knipowitschia caucasica, 1026 nucleotides long. Lineage: Eukaryota; Metazoa; Chordata; Actinopteri; Gobiiformes; Gobiidae. The record is from the annotation of a GenBank genome assembly.